Sitophilus oryzae (rice weevil) is the source of this 3072-nucleotide messenger RNA. It is a transcript of the gene Wdr37, whose product is annotated as WD repeat-containing protein 37. The transcript is spliced from 8 exons. Gene Ontology annotation, cellular component: preribosome, large subunit precursor. The coding region runs from base 439 to 1896 and encodes 485 amino acids. Gene Ontology annotation, molecular function: protein binding. NCBI's taxonomy places the organism in Eukaryota, Metazoa, Arthropoda, Insecta, Coleoptera, Curculionidae. The record is from RefSeq and is a predicted model, not a curated record.
UAACUUAAACCAUUUUGCUAAGUAGGAUUUUUGAAAAUACAUAUGAUAUACCUUAAACAUAUUGUUAUAUUUUAAUCAGUGUAUUUAUAUUACAAAUGUUUUUCUUAUAGUACCCGCACAUCCGUCUAUCUGUAGACACACCCAGAUAUAAUUUGUUAUUUUUUUAAAUUUUAAACUCCCCUUAAAAUUGAGGGAAACCUUGACCUCUGCACAUUGAUUUUUACUAAUUUAAAUGGUUUUAAAUGUUUAUUCUAUAUUGAAGCAUUACAUAGUAGUACCAUUAUAUUUGUUAUAAAACAAUAUUUUGGGAAUAACGUUUUUGUUUUAUAAACGACGUGUUUUAAUGCUCGACUUACAUUAGGUUAAAGUAUAAUUACUUCAAUUAUUCCCUUUUUUCUGAAAACUUAAAACAUAAAACAGUGCAAUUUAGAAGUAAACAUGUCCGUCAAUCAGAAUACGCCGUAUAAUAAAAUUCAAAAAGCAAAAAGAGGAUCACUAAACCGUCCUCAGAGUGCUGCUAUCAUGGAUAGUGAUUUUUCAACUGGAUUCAGAAGCGAUAUUGAAAACGAUUCGUUAUCCCUGGCUUACAAAAGCAGACUACAUGCACUCUUUAUGCAAAUUGAGAAAGAAUUUGAUUUACUUUAUCAAGAGAAUUUGAAUUUGCAAGAGAAGAUUGAAAUACUAAAUGAGAAGUUAGAAAAAGAUACAUUUGACAAACCUGAUUGUCCAGAUCUUGAAAACAAUUUUUCCAAAGUGCUCACCAAGAAAUUGAGUUCCUCAUCUCAGAAAUCUAAAACAGCUCAUAAACUUAAGGCUCAAACAAGUAAAAUUGUCUCAAGUUUUAAAGCUCCAAACUAUAGCUGUGGUUUGAUUAAAGAAUAUUUAGGGCAUAAAGAUGGAGUUUGGGAGGUAUCUGUAGCUAGACCAGGGAUUCCUGCAAUUGGCACUGCAUCAGCAGAUCAUACUGCUUGUAUAUGGAGUAUUGAAUCUACCAGAUGUCUGCUCCAAUACCAAGGUCACUCUGGCUCAGUCAAUUCCAUUAGAUUUCACCCUUCUAAAGAUUUUGUUCUCACUGGAGGUGGAGACUGUGUUGCUCAUAUUUGGCAAGCAGCUUUAAAUUGGGAUUUGCCCAAAGGGCACUCGUCUGAAGAAGAAUUAGAAGAUGGUAAUGAUACUUUAGGAGCAGGAGACGAUACUUCUGAUGUAGGAAGCUGUCAACGAGUACCCACAUUGAGGACUCCUAUAGGAGAAUUGAUAGGUCAUUCAGGUGCUGUUGCUGCAGCUGAGUGGUUAACAGGUGCUGAAAUGGUUAUAACAGCUUCAUGGGAUCGAUCAGCUAUAUUGCAUGAUGUUGAAACUGGAUCACAAAUUGUCACACUUUCAGGUCAUGAUCAGGAAUUGACACACACUGCUAGUCACCCUACUCAGAAACUAGCAGUAACAUCAUCUAGAGAUACAACUUUCAGACUUUGGGACUUCAGGGAAACUGUGCAUGCUGUUUCAGUUUUCCAAGGACAUACUGAGAGCGUUACUUCUGCAGUAUUUACAAGAGAAGACAAGGUAGUAUCGGGUUCGGACGAUCGUAGCGUGAAAGUGUGGGACUUGCGCAAUAUGCGAUCUCCUGUUGCAACAAUAAGAGUUGACUCUGCCGUUAACCGACUUUCGGUUUCUUCAAAUGGUAUUAUUGCCAUUCCUCAUGACAAUAGACAUAUUCGUUUAUUUGAUUUAAAUGGCGCCAGAUUAGCUAGAUUGCCCAGAUCAAGUCGUCAAGGUCACAACAGAAUGGUGGCUGGCACUGCAUGGGCUGAUGAAACACUGGGAGGAGUUAAUUUAUUGACAUGUGGUUUUGACAGGAGAGUAUUAGGAUGGUCUGUAGCGUCGUUGAAAGAUAUAUAAAGGGGUCUAAAUCAUUCGGCAGUAUUUCUUUAUAUAUGUGAUACAACAAUUAUUAUGAGAUUUAGGAAGUUAAAUAUUCGAAUCAAUUAAAAAAUAUAUUUAGGAACAAAAAAUCGAUUGUAGAGGGAAAGCUUGUAGAGUGGGCGCAUUUUAAGAAGGAGACAGGAGACAGGACCAAUGUUUUGCCAAUGAACGCCUAGACAGUGCCGCGCGAAAUAAUUCGAAAUAUUAUUUUAUAGUGUUAGAAUAAAAAUAACAAAGCUCACGCUCAUGGGUCACUAUGCAUUAGUGUCAUUGAUAGCACUCCUUGUUUUUUUUAAAAUGUGCCCACUCUAUAAUAUUAAAUACCAUUAAAGGAAACUGACCUAUACCAGGCCUAACCCUCCGUUUAUAUACAGUGUGAUCAAAGAGUUGUACAUUUUUAAUUGGAAAUAACAAAAGUGUGGGUUUACAUGCAUCUCUCAUUAAUCGUCCAUAGCAUAGAUAAAGGAAAUAAGAUUGGAAUAAUUUAGAUUGGAAUGCUCGGCUUCCCGCCAAAACAUAUAAUUGUUUUGGUUUGGGUUGGGUUGUCGCGAUCUGGCGCUGCUUGCUGCUGGUUGCUAAGAACAAUCGCAAACAAGAACAGAAAUAAUUUUCUCUUGUCAAAAUCAGAAUCUUCAAAAAUUAUAAAAUCUUUCAAAAUUUAAACCGCCCUCAUUGAAAAAAGACCGAAAAGUGUUUAACAUGUCUAAAGUUAUUAUCUAUCUCUAGUGCGUUAAAUUUAAAUUUUCUUUAUCUAAACCCGUGAUAUUUGUGAAAAAGUGGCAUUAAAAAAACUUACCAGGCUGUGUGAACUGUGAACUCCAAUUACCAUCGUGGCAUAACGUCGGUUUCAAUGUUCCGUAGGUAUUCCAUACAAGUUUCUUAUAUGCAACAUACUAUUUUAUUUAUAAAAUUAAAAGAAAAUAAUAAUAAAUUUGAAUAAACAAUAUCUGGCGACAUAAUUCCGGAGACAGCCGAACCGCUCCGAAAUGAUCAAAAGCUUUGGAUCGCGACCGUUGUAAGAAUAUAUUUACAUUGAUCUUAUGGGUACUUACCAAUCUAAACUUGUUUUCUUUAUCUAUGGUCCAUAGUUCCGUCACUCCAAUCAUAUUUAAAUAUAGGCUGUCAUUUUUGAAAUAAACAAAUACAACCUUU